Molecule: messenger RNA, 2306 nt
Organism: Talaromyces stipitatus ATCC 10500
Lineage: Eukaryota; Fungi; Ascomycota; Eurotiomycetes; Eurotiales; Trichocomaceae
Product: C6 transcription factor, putative
Exons: 4
Coding region: 1-2220 (739 amino acids)
Biological process (GO): regulation of transcription by RNA polymerase II
Cellular component (GO): nucleus
Molecular function (GO): RNA polymerase II cis-regulatory region sequence-specific DNA binding; DNA-binding transcription activator activity, RNA polymerase II-specific; zinc ion binding
Source: RefSeq, a predicted model, not a curated record
AUGGAGCUUCCAACACAAGAUGGAUCCUCUAUAAAACAUAAGCGGAAUCGCACAGCGCAGUCUUGUGUCCAGUGUCGGCUGCGCAAAGUUCGCUGUGACCGAAAGCUUCCAUGUGCUCCUUGCUUGCGAUCCAGGAGCUCGUUAUCAUGCUCCUACGAUAAGCGGAAUACGUCAAAAGAGCCCAGGCCAGUUGUUCAGAAUAUUCAGUCAGUCGCUAGACAAGGGACGCCUUUCUCGUUGUCAAGCAAUGAUGGGACGGGCGAAGACGCUGCAGUCGUCGCCAUUGAGCCCGGAGCAACCGCGCAAGGCGAUAGAUUAAUUGAGGAUCUUCAACGACGAGUUCGGCAGUUGGAAGAAAUAGUCUUAAAAACUACAGAUACCGCGAAAAAUUCGGGUUCAGUAGGGCUGUCUGUAGAGGCACACAUGCCCCGGGAGCAACCUCUCGAGGCUCCUACACCGCGUCUGCGAAAUGCUUGGAGCAAGACCAAAAUAUUCGGGCCAAAUAAUUGGCUCCAAACUGCAGAACAGUUUCAAGUCCUUGGAGAGUUCAUCGCCUCGGAUCUGCCGUUCGCAGAACGAUUCAAAGAUAGAGCUGAUCUGCUCAAUACUCUCAGGGAGUGCAUCAGCCUAAGGCGGUCAUUCAAAAAGCAGGUUUUCAAUGAAGCUGCUCUUCCGCCCACCGAUAUAUCUAGCACUUUCCCCCAAAAGCCUGUAUGCGAUGAGCUUGUUCAAAACGGAGUAUAUAUCUUCUGGGAAGACCCACAACUAAUUCCGGAUCAUUUCAAGAUCAAGUUAGCAUUGGUAUUAGCUAUCGGUUCGGCUUUCUAUUCGAUCCAGGAUGAUUUGACCUGUUAUCAGAGCACGGUGCAGAACUGGGUGCAUGCAGGGCAGUUGUGGCUGGUUGGACCGUCGAGUCAUGCAGAUUUUACCAACGAUGGGCUACAAAUCGGUUGUCUUCUGAUUUUGUCUCGAUUGACUGGUCCUGCUAGUACUCCGACGUGGAUAUCAACAGCUUCGCUGUUACAGAUGGGCUUGAUGAUGGGAUUACACCGGGAUUCCUCGCUCUUUCCUUCGCUGACGCCCUUUCAAGUGGAGACGAGGAAUCGUCUAUGGGCUACUAUCAUUGAAUUGAGUGUUCAAGCAUUGUUGGAUUCCGGUGUACCGCUACCUCUUUCGCUGGAUGAAUUCGACAGUAGGGGCCCAAGCAAUAUCAACGACCAUGAUAUCUCUCCAGAGAGCAAUACGGAAGUUCAACCAAAAGGAGAACAUAUAUUCACCGAUUCCUCGAUUCAGAUAUUGCUAAGAAAAUCUAUCAAUAUGAGACUUGAAGUUGCCCGCUUACUGAAUGAUCCAUUGCGCAAGAAUCUUACAUUUGACAGAGCUAUGAAACUAGGACAGGAACUGCGUGCCGCAUGUCGCGAAAUAUCAGCAUUUUUCCAAUUGCAUACCUCCACACCACAAAGCUCGGCCAGUGGCCAAAUGGAGUUUCAUCGCAAACUGCUGGAUAUGUACCUGCAUCGGUAUAUCUUUUUUCUCUAUCGUCCAUUCAUGAUCGAGGCUCGUAAGAAUCUUCGAUACUAUGUUGCGCGCAAGAUGUGCGUUGAAUCUUGUCUAAUUAUUGCAUCUCAUUGUGAGGAUGCUCCAGACCCUUCCCUAGAGAUGGGUAAUUACAUACGCCUACUAAAUUGUGUCGGUUCUGGAACGUUCAAAGGGCCAUUGUGUAUGGAUGUCAUUGCAGUAUUGGGCCUUGAACUAGUGAUGCAAGUUGAAGAGGAUACUUCGCUCCGAUCGAUGAGUUCGCGUCAUACGGCAGCAAUUGAUCCUCUGAGCGAAAUGAACAAGGCUAAUCGAGCACCGCUAAUUCGGUGCUUGGACCGCAUAAAAAAUCAACUAGAGCAGAUCAUUGUCGCUGGAAGGGUAUCCCUCAAGCGUGUCAUUUUUCUUGUGGGGCUACUCUCCUUGGUUCGUGCUAUUGAUUGUGGUUUACCGAUUCAGCAGACCAUUUUUGGGGACAUAAUGACGGCGCUGAGGGAGUACUAUUCUUAUCUUAGUGGACAGUCUUCAGAUCAAAGUCUACCGGAACCUGUGGGUGACAUGGCGAGUGAUCCUGACAAGACGCCUGACCUUUCCACAUUCUUUGCUACUGAUGACUGGGAUCCUUCUAGCAUUGUAUUCCCAGAUUUGUUCAGCCUCCUAGAACCUUCGAGCGCGAGGUGGUAAGGAUAGCAUCCUCAGCAAGCGGAAAACUAAGAUACAGCCUUGACUUGUAAGAAAUAGUAAGCUUAUAACUACAGUACCUAACUUAA